CAUCACCAUCUGUCUGUCACCCUCAUUGCCACCAUGUUGGCCUCUGGACUGCUCCUGGUGACUGUGCUGGGCUUCCUCUUCUUCCUGGUCUUCAUGUCUGUCUGGAAGCAGAGGAAAUUUUCAGGGAAGCUGCCUCCAGGACCCACCCCACUGCCCUUCAUCGGGAACUACUUUCAGCUGAACACAGAGCAGAUAUACAACUCCCUCAUGAAGAUCAGCGAACGCUAUGGUCCCGUGUUCACCAUCCACCUGGGGCCUCGCCGAAUUGUGGUACUAUGUGGACAGGAAGCAGUCAAGGAGGCUCUGGUGGAUCAAGCUGAGGAAUUCAGUGGGCGUGGUGAACAACCCAUCUUUGACUGGCUCUUCAAAGGCUAUGGCUUGGUCUUCAGCACCGGGGAUCGCGCCAAGCAGCUGAGGCGCUUCUCCAUUGCCACACUGAGGGACUUUGGUUUGGGCAAGCGUGGCAUCGAGGAGCGCAUCCAAGAGGAAGCGGUAUUUCUCCUGGAGGCAUUCCGGAAGACAAAUGGUGCUCUCAUUGACCCCACAUUCUACCUGAGCAGAACAGUGUCCAAUGUCAUUAGCUCCAUCGUUUUCGGAGACCGCUUUGACUAUGAGGAUAAAGAGCUCUUGUCACUGCUGAAGAUGAUGACGGGAAGCUUCCAGUUCACAGCUACAUCCUCCGGGCAGCUCUUCGAGAUGUUCUCUUCAGUGAUGAAGCACCUGCCGGGGCCACAGCAACAGUCCUUUAAGGAAAUGCAGGGUUUGGAAGACUUUAUAACUAAGAAGGUGAAACAGAACCAGAGUACCCUGGACCCCAAUUCUCCAAGGGACUUCAUUGAUUCCUUUCUCAUCCGUAUGCAGGAGGAGAAGAAGAACCCCAAUACAGAGUUCUCCAUGAAGAACUUAGUGCGGACGACACUGAACCUCUUCUUCGGUGGUACAGAGACUGUCAGCACCACCCUUCGCUAUGGCUUUCUGUUGCUCAUGAAGUACCCAGAUGUACAGGCCAAAGUACAAGAAGAGAUUGACAGGGUGAUUGGCAAGAACCGGCAGCCCAAAUAUGAGGACCGCUUGAAGAUGCCCUACACAGAGGCUGUCAUCCAUGAGAUCCAGAGAUUUGGAGACAUAGUUCCCAUGGGCCUGGCUCGCAGGGUCACCAAGGACACCAAGUUCCGUGACUUCCUCAUCCCCAAGGGCACUGAAGUGUUUCCUAUGCUGGGCUCUGUGCUGAAGGACCCCAAGUUCUUCUCCAACCCCAAAGACUUCAACCCAAACCACUUCCUGGAUGACAAGGGACAGUUUAAAAAGAGUGAUGCAUUUGUGCCCUUUUCUUUAGGAAAACGGAACUGCUUUGGAGAAGGACUGGCUAGAAUGGAGCUCUUUCUCUUUCUCACAAACAUCCUGCAAAAUUUCCACUUCAGGUCUCCACAGGCACCCCAGGAUAUUGAUGUGUCCCCUAGACUCCUGGGUUUUUCCACUAUCCCACCAAACUACACCAUGAGUUUCUUGUCCCGUUGAGCCAGCGCUGGAUAAGGGUAAAGGAAAGGAUGGAGAUCGGGCUAGUGGGGGAUUGGGACUUAGAAGGGAUCAGGGGAACAGGAGAGAGAGGACAUGAUAGACUUGCUGAAGACAGACUGCCACUUCAAAGGUAGAGCAUGAGAAAGGGUAAAUUUAUCCUAUGUUAUAAAUAGUAAUAAUUAUAUUAGUAAUAAUAAAGUAGACAUUAUUUAUAGAAUAAGUAUUCUUUGUCAAGUGGUGUGGGAGGUCCAACUGUCUGUGUGUUGCUUUCCUUGGUUAAUGAAUAAAGAAACUGCCUUGGCCUGUUGAUAGGGCAGAACUUAGGUAGGCAGAGAGACAGAACUGAAUCUUGGAAGAAAGAAGGGCAGAGUAAGAAAGACAGCAUGGAUCCACUGGAAAUAGACAUGCUUUGCUGGUAAACCACUGCCACGUGGCAAUAUACAAAUGAAUACAAAAAUUGUAUAUUGUAUACAAUAUACAAAUAGAAAUGGGUUAAAUUAAUAUGUAAGAGUUAGCCAAUAAGAAGAUAUAGCUAAUGGGCCUAGCAGUGAUUUAAUUAAUACAGUUUCUGUGUGAUUAUUUUGAGGCUAAGCUAGCUAGGCAUCUGGGAUGAACAAGCAGGCCCCCUCCAUGCUACAGUCAAAUUUAUGCUAAAGAGUCUUGUGAUCUCAAAACUCAUAAAUGCAUUGGAAGGGAAGAUAA
Messenger RNA from Alexandromys fortis (reed vole), 2220 nucleotides. Its product is annotated as cytochrome P450 2A3-like. The transcript has 9 exons. Gene Ontology annotation, molecular function: heme binding; arachidonate epoxygenase activity; oxidoreductase activity, acting on paired donors, with incorporation or reduction of molecular oxygen, reduced flavin or flavoprotein as one donor, and incorporation of one atom of oxygen. Gene Ontology annotation, biological process: epoxygenase P450 pathway; coumarin metabolic process; xenobiotic metabolic process. Lineage: Eukaryota; Metazoa; Chordata; Mammalia; Rodentia; Cricetidae. The coding region runs from base 34 to 1518 and encodes 494 amino acids. Gene Ontology annotation, cellular component: intracellular membrane-bounded organelle; cytoplasm. The record is from RefSeq and is a predicted model, not a curated record.